This is a messenger RNA of Macadamia integrifolia, 1145 nucleotides long. Its product is annotated as fasciclin-like arabinogalactan protein 12. Lineage: Eukaryota; Viridiplantae; Streptophyta; Magnoliopsida; Proteales; Proteaceae. The record is from RefSeq and is a predicted model, not a curated record. The coding region runs from base 109 to 921 and encodes 270 amino acids. The transcript has a single exon.
CUUCCAUAAAACCCUCUCCUCCCUCUCAAACCCAACAUCCCUUCUCUUUCAUAUUCUUCUACUUCCUCUCAUUCACUUCCUUCACCAAACACCUAGUCUAAGAAAGUGAUGAACAUGAGGAAACAGCUUCACCUCCAACAUUCCUCAUCAGUUCUACUGAUCAUGAUCACCCUCCUCUUCACCACAACCUUAGCUCUGUCACCUACAAUUGCUCCAGCCCCUUCUGGCCCAACCCCUCCUAGCCCAGCCCCUCCUAGCCUAGCCCCUUCUAGCCCUGCCCCUAAGCCACAUAAAAAAAGUCCAGCCCAUACCAAUAUCACAGCAAUCCUAGAGAAGGCUGGGAAGUUCAACAUCUUUAUCAGGCUAUUGAAGAGCACAGGACUUGGAGAGCAGAUCAACUCACAACUCAAAAAAUCAAACCAAGGCCUCACCCUCUUUGCUCCACCAGACACUGCCUUCUCCUAUCUCCCACAGGGGACCCUUAACUCCUUCAGUGGUCAGCAGCUUAUAGAGUUGGUGCAGUUUCAUGAGCUCCCUAAUUAUGUUCCAAUAAUACAGUUCCAGACUAUGAGCAACCCUAUUGUUACACAGGCAGGAAACAGCUAUGAUGGCCAGUUUCCGUUAAAUGUUUCAACUUCUGGACAAAAUGUGAGUAUUGAUACUGGAGUUGUUAAAGCCAAUGUGGAUACCACAAUCUACUCAGAUGGGCAGUUUGCUGUGUAUGAAGUAGAUAAAGUUCUUCUCCCCUUGGAAUUUCAUGUUUCGCAGGCUCCGGUGACAGCUAUGGCACCAUCUAAGCCAAAGAUGAUGUCCUUUCCAUCAUCUGAUGCUCCUUCAAUUUCUUCUGUGGUUUCAUCUAUUGCUGUGAGGAUCAUAAGGUACAUUGGGGUUUCCUUUGCAGUUGCAGUCAUUGCUUUAUAAUGCCAAUGCCCCGGUAUAUAUGAUCUCCAUUGAAUAAGAUUUUAUGAUCAUAUACUGUGAUCAUAGAUGAAAUGAGUGGGUUUUGAAUAAUUUGGGGGAUCUCUCUUUGUUCCUGAAUCCUUUCGCAGUUUCAUUUGAAUGUUUUUGCAGUCAUGAGAAGGGUCUGUUGACAUCAAUUAUUGUUGGGGUGAUCCUUUUUAAUGUGAAAUUUAUUUUAUUCUUUC